AUGAACAAAAUGUUUGCUCACCAGAUUGGGAGAAACAUGGAAGUCUACGUCGACGAUAUGAUUAUGAAAAGUCGCACGACUACGACUCACUUGUCUGACUUAGCUGAGACCUUCGACACACUAAGAAGAUUCCUCGGGUUUAUCAUAAAUGAAAGGGGAAUCGAUGUGAACCCCAAAAAGGCACUGGCAAUCAUCGACAUGCAGGCCCCUCGGACAAUUAAGGAGUUGCAGCGUCUGAACGGAAGGCUCGUCGCCAUGUCAAGGUUCAUGUCCCGAUCGGGCGACCGGUGCUUCCCCUUCUUUCGGGCUCUGAAGGACCCCAAGGACUUUGCGUGGAUAGCAGAAUGCGAGGAGGCUUUCGCCCACGUGAAGGAGCAUCUGGCGUCACUCCCUCACCUCACCUCGGUGUCCCCUCGGGAAAAGCUGGUUGUCUACCUGGUCGCCUCUCGGCAUGCAACCCGAGGAGCGAUACCCUCCGCUCGGAAGCUACACCCCUACUUCCAGGCUCAUCUGAUCGAGGUAAUCACCGACCAACCACUCCGGCAGGUUUUGUCUAAAUUUGACCUUGCAGGUCGCCUCCUUAAGUGGUCAGUAGAGCUCGGUGAGUUCGAUAUUUGGUGCGUCCCGAGGAUCGCCAUCAAAUCACAGGCGGUGGCUGACUUCAUCUUCGAACUGACUCAGCCCGAGGCCGAGGAGCCAGAAAGCUUGAAGACGGGGUGGCUCCUCCGCAUGGAUGGAUCAUCCGGCCGAAAAGGCGCGGGGGCCGGGCUGGUGCUAGAAGCCCCCGACGGGCGCUCGUUCGAGCGCUCCCUUCGCUUCAGAUUCAAGGCCACCAAUAACGAGGCAGAGUAUGAAGCGCUGCUAGCGGGGCUCAGGCUAGCCGUCGAAAUGCAAGUGGGCGACAUACACGUCCUCACCGACUCGCAACUGGUAGCCGAACAGCUCACCGGCGGGUAUGAGGCCCGGGACCCAACCAUGUCAAAGUAUUUGGCGGAGGUAAGAGCUCUCGCCGCCCGCUUUUCUCGCUUCACAUUAUCUAGGGUGCCGAGACGCCAGAACGAUCGGGUGGACACAUUGGCAAAACUGGCCUCUCGAUCGGGUCCCGAGGGCGAGCCCGACGUGGAGGAACUCCCCACCCGAUCCAUCACGGUCGUAGCGGUGGCCACCACUGGCCCAUCAAUAACAUGGGUGCAGGAGAUGUUACAAUUCAAAUUUCACGGGAUGCUUCCUGAGGACGAAGCCGCGGCUCGGUGCUUGCGCCGAACCCAAGCCUGGUACUGUGAAAUUGGCGGACGGUUAUACAGGAGGUCGUAUUCACGCCCCCUCAUGCACUGCCUGGAGCCCGAAGAGGCUCAGUCGGUUCUCGCUGAAGUCCACGACGAUAUUUGCGGUGAGCACAAAGGUGGGCGCACCCUGGCGUUCAAGGUGCUUCGCCAAGGGUACUACUGGCCCACUAUGUGCCGAGACGCGAGAUCGUAUGUGCAAAAGUGUGAUGCAUGCCAGAAGCACACACCAAUGCCCCGGUAG
Musa acuminata AAA Group (dessert banana) is the source of this 1527-nucleotide messenger RNA. RefSeq lists its product as uncharacterized. The coding region runs from base 1 to 1527 and encodes 508 amino acids. Gene Ontology annotation, molecular function: nucleic acid binding; RNA-DNA hybrid ribonuclease activity. The record is from RefSeq and is a predicted model, not a curated record. Lineage: Eukaryota; Viridiplantae; Streptophyta; Magnoliopsida; Zingiberales; Musaceae. The transcript is spliced from 3 exons.